Messenger RNA from Caenorhabditis auriculariae, 3623 nucleotides. The record is from the annotation of a GenBank genome assembly. NCBI's taxonomy places the organism in Eukaryota, Metazoa, Nematoda, Chromadorea, Rhabditida, Rhabditidae.
AUGAUCCGCUUGGACUUCUGGCUACUCCUUUUGAUCGGAAUUGUUUCUUGUCGGACCGUUCUGAAGUCCAAAGGUCGGAAACUCAGUGAGCAGGAGAACAAUGACCUUUUCGAUAAUUGCGGUCAAUUCGUGCCAGGUCAGUUCUUUUCAAUAUUUUACAAAAUUUAAUCCGAGUUAGAUUCAAAACAGACUCAGGCGAUUCCUGGCUAAGGUAAAAGUCGGGAAGUAUCUGAUUUUUUGGUUCCUCGGAAGGCGUUUAGAAGCUUCCCAGUGAGUGGUCUAACCUCUUCAACUUCCCAAGAUCUUCUACUUAGAAAAAAAGCCUGCCGGGAGCCCUCCGGAAGCUUUCCAGCAGGCUUCUGGAACGCUUCUGUCAGGCAUUUUACAUUUUACAUUUUCAACUACCUUCUGAAAACCUUCCCAAGACCUACUCAAGACCUUCUAGCUUCCACUCACCUUCCAAUCUCCUGCUGGUUAUCUUCCCAACACCUUCCCAGGAUUUGCCUGAAUGGGAAGGUAACCAGCAGGAGUUUGGAAGGUGAAUGGAAGCUAGAAGGUCUUGAGAAGGUUGCUGGAAGGUUUUGCGAAAGUAAAAAAUGAAAAUGCCUGCCAGAAGCCUUUCAGCAGGCUUCUGGAAGGUUAGUGCAAGGCAUUUGACCACUUGCUGGAAACCUUCCAAGCGCCUUCCGAGAAACCGAAAGCAGAAGCUUCCCAAAUUCCCUGAUUUUCACCCCCGGUUGAACUUUCGAUGAAACUGCACAAGGGUACUUUCGGACCUCCUGAUUCCAGAACAAGAAGAAAAUUUCUCGUAAUAGAUCUUGUUUUCCAGUGAAGACGCUUCAAAAGCUCAGAAGAGCGCUUUUUUGUCAUAAGUUGCGUAUUUUGCGAACUUUGAAGCUCCAUAACUCAGAAACAAAAUAUAUUUCGAGAAAUUUUGGUUUUGUUCUGGGAUCAGAGGGGUCCUAAAGUACACUUCAGCAAAGUUUCAGCAAAAGUUCAACCGGGGGGGGGGGGUGUAAAAAUCGUUCCCUGGUCAUAUUCUAUAUGGUGAGAUAUUGAAAAAAAGAAAAAAAAAGUGAAAGGUUUGACCCAAAAAUCGCUCUUUUUUGACAAAUUCUGAAUAAGGGCAUCCAAAAUCAUUCGAGGUAUCAUGACUUCAUUAGAACCCAAAAUAUCCCCUUUAAAAAGAUUUAUCGAUUUCUGAUAUCCACACAUCUUUUACAUGAACUUAUACCAAAAAAACUACAGGACACAACGAGAAUCCGAUGGAGAGAAAGUCCCUUUAUGGGAGAAUGGUACAGCGUGGUCAAGCUCCCUGGGCAGCUUCCAUUAGAAUAGAUGCAGGUUAUUUUAUCAUUUUUUAAAUAAUUAAGCGGUUGGGAAUCUCCUGGAAAUGAAUUCCUCGAAAUCCUGGAAGUCUCGACUUGUCCGGCUUCCUAAUUUUUGAGAAAGAACACUUCAAAAUUAAAGAAAACCCUCAAAAUUGGUUAAAAGAGGCUAUUCCGAGCCUUCCUUUCUCAAAAAUAGAAAAAAAAAUUGCGAAUAGACACUUCCAGGGUCUGCCACUGGCACAUUAGGAAAUAUUCUAACUGAUUUUUUUUUAGGUUUCACGACCACAAAGUAAGAUCAAGUACAGACUAUAAUAAGCUCCUUUUUUCCAGGAAAAUACGUCAGUGUAGGAAGCGGAACUCUAAUCUCACCGCGACAUGUCCUCACAAGUGCUCAUCUUAUAAGCACAUCGAAAAUCGACUGUGAAAACCCGUAGAUUUCCCCGAAUUUUUUUUAUUCGAUCAAAUACUUCCAGUGAAAACAACGAGUACAGCACGAAAGUCGAAAAUAUCUCCGUGCUUCUGAACGUUUCCUGUUCAACUGAUGAGCUGUGUAAAACAUUGAACAGAACCGAAAAUCUACGUCCGUUAACUGUCAAAAGAGUAUAACGCUUUCUAUACCUUCGAUUACCUUUUUUCUUCAUUUCAGGUCUACAUCCAGAGAAAUUACUUUGAUCGCCACUGUUUUAAAAAGAUUCCAAAAGACGUGGCCAUCUUGGAACUUUCCGAAGACGUCAAGUUUUCUUCCGACAUGUAUCCUCCCUGCAUUCCAACAGGUAGAAACUUUGAAAAAGCGUUCAUAUUCAAGAGAAUUCAGAAUACCCCACAAAAGGCAAUGAAGCUACUCUUUAUGGUUUUGGAACCGAUCGUGAGUUUUUCUUCGUGUUCCUGAGAAACUUUUGAGGGUCCCUAUUUCGCCCACUAUAGGGGUCAUUUUAACAACAAACCCCUAUAGGGACGCCUAACAUGGAAGGUCAUUUUUGUGUAGGGUUUGGAAUUUUCUGAAAAUUUGCUCAAACAAUCUUUGAUGGACUUUGAAUCGAUUCCUCAUAGUCGCUAUCUGCGCAAACUUUUCGUUUUGGAGAUAUGAUUUUUCAAAGUUUUUGUCCUUAAACACGGGACAAUGUUCGGAAGGAAUGUGUCCGCAGCAUAAGUCAUUGCAUGGCAGCUAGGAGCGUGGUGCGCAGUAGCCUGCGAAGCCUAUGAUGAAGUUUCGAAUCUUUUUGCGGCUAUCGUUUUUCGCCAUUAUUUUGACGGAUUAUGAUCGGUCAUAACUUCAAGAAACUUUCAAAAAAAUUUUUUUGUGAUAAAAGUUAUUUUUGGAAGAAAAUGCCCAUCGAACGGUUUUGGAACGUUUUUAAUCAUGAAAUUUAGACAUUUUCGUCAUGAUCCGUCAAAAAAAAAAAAACAAUGGCAAAAAACGAUAGCCGCAAAACGAUUCGAACCUUCAUCAUAGGCUUCGCAGGCUACCGCGCUAGCCACUGCCUCACGCUCCUAGCUGCCAUGCAAUGACUUGUGCUGCACACACAUUCCUUCCGAACAUUGUCACGUGUUUAAGGACAAAAGCUUUGAAAAAUCAUAUCUCCAAAACGAAAAGUUUGCGCAGAUAGCGACUAUGGGGAAUCGAUUCCCAGUCCAUCAAAGAUUGUUUGAGAAAAUUUUCAGAAAAUUCCAAACCCUGCGCAAAAAUGACCUUCCAUGUCAGUCUAACCUUUUUUAAGCAUUUUAACUUUGAAUAUUCAAAAAAACUUUUUAGCGUCCGCACCGAUAGAACUGAAUAGCGGAAUUUUGAAAUCUAUUAACACUGUGGUGAGAAGCUUGAUUAACUUAAUCCUUAAGAAAAAUAUAUAUAGGUACAAGCCAACUGUGGCGAUGAGGAGGAUACCGAAGAUUCCUUCAUGAUUUGUACUAAAACCAAGGACAGCUCGUUAGCUUGUAGCGUAAGUUUGUCUCUUUUCAUUUUGAUUGAGAAUUUCAAUAUUUAGGGGGACAGUGGGUCAGGUCUAAUAAAGUAUAGUCCCACUGGAAAUGAUACCAGAAAAGCCGAGGUCAUCGGAAUUCUCACCGAAGGUGAAAGUUGCAAUAACGUCCGCUUACGUCACAUUGGCGACGACCGAGGUUACUUUAUUUUUUCCCGAAAGAUUAUCUUUUUUUUUAGCUGACAGACCGCGGAAAAUUUAUCGGGAUGUUCUGAUGAGAGUUGCCGACUUCAACGAAUUUUUCUGCGACUGUUGCGGAAUCUGCGGACCGGGCGUGGAGAUAGUCGAAGAGAGGACUUACGUUGUCUUAGAAUGA